AUGACACACGUUACCGACGGCUCCAAGGUCUUUGAGGACUGGGUGACCGUCCUCGCCACACUGCCCGCGCUCCCGUUGCCGCUCAACAGCCAGCGCGUCGCCUUUGAAACGGAGCGUCUCAUCAUCCGCCCGCCUGUCGAGGAAGACCUUGCCGCCUUGCACGAGCUGCGCACCCAACCCGAGGUCAUGGCCAACACCAGACGCGGCCUCUUGGACGACGACCUCGAGUUCACCCGCGACCGCCUCACCCCUUUUCUACCGCCCGGCGACGCCAAAACAUACAACUGCGUCAUCUGCCUACGCGAGGCGGGGGACAACAAGCUGGUCGGCAUGGGCGGCGUCCACAAUUUCACCGGUGGGUUCGGAUGGCCCGAGUUGGGCUACAUGUUCCGCAAGGAGUGCUGGGGCAAAGGCUAUGCCACUGAGUUUGUCCGUGGUUUUCUGCAGCUGUACUCGGCGUUGCCGCGCACUUCAACACCGGUACCGGUGCGGGUCGCGCGAGCCUCACUGCCUCCGGAGCUGGCAGCCAAGGCGGGCCCUGGAUCCAAGGAGAUGGUCGACGAAAGCUCCAACAGCCCGGCGGCAUUGGCGUCCACGGUGACGGCAGACACGGUGGUGGUUGAAGAGAUCCUGAUGGCGAUUAUAGCGGAUUACAACAAGGGGAGUCUGGGGGUUGCCGGCAAGGCAGGGUUUGAAAAGGUCUUCCAGUUCUCGGAGGAGGACAAUCGGAAGCCCGGGACGGGCAUCCAGAUUUUUGUGCACUUUCUGCAGUACUUUCCCGGACGGAAGACACUAUCAACUGUUGAAGCUUGA
Molecule: messenger RNA, 813 nt
Organism: Sporothrix brasiliensis 5110
Lineage: Eukaryota; Fungi; Ascomycota; Sordariomycetes; Ophiostomatales; Ophiostomataceae
Exons: 1
Coding region: 1-813 (270 amino acids)
Molecular function (GO): acyltransferase activity, transferring groups other than amino-acyl groups
Source: RefSeq, a predicted model, not a curated record